AUGGACGAGAAGCACGUCGAGCCGGCGGCGCCGGCGCUGCAGCGCCGCCUGAAGAGCCGCCACCUGCAGAUGAUCGCGAUAGGCGGCACCAUUGGCACCGGCCUGUUCAUCAGCAGCGGCACGGCGCUGGCGCACGCCGGCCCUGCGGGCGCCCUGAUCGCCUACAUCUUCGUGGGCACCAUCGUGUACAGCGUGAUGACCUCGCUGGGCGAGGUGGCGACCUACAUCCCCAUCGCCGGCUCCUUCACCUCCUACUGCGCGCGGCUGGUCGAUCCCAGCCUGGGCUUCGCCAUGGGCUGGAUCUACUGGUUCAACUGGGCGUCGACCUUUGCCGUCGAGCUGACUGCCACGGGGCUGAUCGUCCAGUACUGGGACGACAAGCUGUCGAUCGCCAUCUUCAUCGCCAUCUUCUGGCUGCUCAUCACCCUGCUCAACUUCCUGCCCGUCAGCUUCUACGGCGAGCUCGAGUUCUGGUUCUCCAGCGUCAAGGUCGUCACCGUCCUCGGCUUUCUCAUCUUCGGCAUCUGCAUCGACGCCGGCGCCGGCCAGCAUGGCUAUCUCGGCUUUCACACCUGGAGCAACCCGGGCGCCUUUGCCCCGUAUCUGAUCUCCUCCUCGCCCGCCACCGCCAAGUUUGUCGGCUUCUGGGCCGUUCUCAUCCAAGCCGGGUUUUCCUACCAGGGGACCGAACUGGUUGGAGUGGCGGCCGGUGAAACGGCCAACCCCCAUCAAACCGUCCCUGCGGCCAUCCGCAAGACCUUCAUCCGCAUCCUGGUCUUCUUCGUGCUGACCAUCUUCUUCAUCGGCCUGCUGGUCCCCUACGACAACCCGGACCUGCUGACGGGCACCUCCAACGCCUCGAGCUCGCCCAUGGUGAUCGCCGCCCGACUGGCGGGCGUGCGCGUGCUGCCCAGCCUGAUCAACGCCGUGCUGCUGACCGUCGUGCUGUCGGCCGCCAACAGCAACGUCUACAGCGGCAGUCGGAUCCUCGUCGGGCUCGCCCACGAGGGUUUUGCCCCGGACUUCUUCCGCUGGACCUCCAAACAGGGCGUUCCCUACAUCAGCGUGGCCUUCACCGCGCUCUUCGGCCUGCUGGCGUUCAUGAACGUGUCCACCUCGGGCGGCACCGUCUUCAACUGGCUGGUCAACAUCUCGGGCGUCGCGGGCUUCAUCACCUGGGCCAGCAUCAACGGCUUCCAUCUCGCCUUCAUGCGUGCCCUGCGUGCCCGCGACAUCUCCCGCGACACCCUCCCCUACCGCGCCGUCUGGCAGCCCUGGCUGGCCUGGUACGGCCUCUUCUUCAACGUCCUCAUCAUCUUCACCCAGGGCUUCACCUGCUUCAUCCCCACCUUCAACGUCUCCGACUUUUGGGUCGCCUACAUCUGCCCGCUGCUCUUCGUCAUCCUCUAUCUCGGCCACAAACUCGUCUACCGCACCACCUUCAUCAGUCCCCUGCAGGCCGAUCUCGACAUGGGCAGGCCCGAGUACGUCGAUGGCUGGGAGACCACCGCGCCCACCACCUGGUAUGGCAAGCUGUGGAAGUGGUUCAAUGGGGAUUAA
Penicilliopsis zonata CBS 506.65 is the source of this 1560-nucleotide messenger RNA. RefSeq lists its product as hypothetical. Gene Ontology annotation, molecular function: amino acid transmembrane transporter activity. The record is from RefSeq and is a predicted model, not a curated record. The coding region runs from base 1 to 1560 and encodes 519 amino acids. Gene Ontology annotation, cellular component: membrane. The transcript has 2 exons. Gene Ontology annotation, biological process: amino acid transmembrane transport. NCBI's taxonomy places the organism in Eukaryota, Fungi, Ascomycota, Eurotiomycetes, Eurotiales, Aspergillaceae.